Molecule: messenger RNA, 5417 nt
Organism: Tilletiaria anomala UBC 951
Lineage: Eukaryota; Fungi; Basidiomycota; Exobasidiomycetes; Georgefischeriales; Tilletiariaceae
Exons: 5
Coding region: 107-5344 (1745 amino acids)
Molecular function (GO): guanyl-nucleotide exchange factor activity
Source: RefSeq, a predicted model, not a curated record
CUUUACCGCUCUCAUCUCCAUAUGCAAGCAGCUGUAGCGCGAUCUUAGGCAUGAGGUCCUGACUCGGCAAGCCUAAGCAGGCUGAGACGCCCAACAACGCAACAGGAUGCACAUCCUAGCUACCCAGACCGCAGCUCUGCCGCCUUCGGCCAACACCAACGGCGCCAUCGAGGUUAUCACUCAAGACCAUUUACCUUGCCCGACGAGUGCGCUAGAGGGCAGCAUCCGCUGCGGAGGCAGUGACGAAGAACGGAAGCGAUUCAACUAUCCACCGCGUCAUAGUUCGCGUGGGCACGAUCUGUCGGCAGACGAUGGCGAAGGAAAGGGCUCGCGGUGCUCUGUCCGAAAGGAUGAGCGGCAGAAGAUAUAUCUGCAGCCUAAGGUUCAGGUGACUACAGCUGCAGGGAGCCUAGGGAAACGGAGUAGCCAAGGCUUCAACAGCCAGGCCCAUCGCGUUGGGCCGAGUUUGUGCGGCAGUAUUGCUAGCAGCAUCGACCGGGAGAAAAUAGGCCAAUUUCAGUCCCAAGCUGGGGUCGGGUUCCAAUCCUGCAACUUGGACAACUCAGAGCAAAAUAUACACGACCCUAGUGCACUUGGCGGUCGGCAGCCCGUUACGUGGGCAGACGACGAGCAGAUCACAGACAACGACCAGGCUAGCGCCUCACGCAGCGCCAGCAUCUGCGGACGCUUCAGUACGUUUGAAUGCGAGGAUUUCGGCACGCCACGCCGCAUCGGAAAGAGCAAUAGCAGCAGCAGUGGCAACCGCAACCGCAGGGAGCAAAGUCGAGGGGCCAACAGGACGGCGCGAGCUGGUGAUCCCCAAGAAGAGGCCUACAGCGGCGAGGAUACUGGUGCUACUAGCUCAAUUCGCGAGCUGCCCCUCGAACUUGAGGACAAGUGUCGCAGCGAGGAGCUACUUGCUGGGAACCAUGCCAACUCUGGCGCCAAGAUCAAGCCCAUGUCACACCAGUCGAAACGCUCAGCAGCCGCGCACACCUCGGCAGUCGACGAGGACGACGUUCUCGAAGAAGGGGCCAAGCUCGAGGAACAACAUGCGGCCAUGACCAGCUCUCGAGCUGCCGCCGCUUCCGCAGCUACACCAACAUACAAGCACCUUGACAAGCCACUUCCUGCGCUUGAUUCUAGGACCAGUUCCGAUCGCAUGAGGACCAUUCGAGCCAUUGAUCUCGGCGGAUAUGUUCCCCGUCCAUCGACGAGUGAAGAUCAGCGCACCGGGAGUACGUCGCUGUCGAGCUCAAAAAGGCGUGCAAGGGACGCCUCGGUCACUACUACGAUAACAUCCUUGGGGAGUGCAAUGGGAGAAAAAGGCACACUUGCGCACCCGCAACGCAGACAUGAUGGAACGACACGAAGGUCUCCAGCCAAACAUUGCCAAGGGCCAGAAAAUGAGACCAGCGAAGAUGAGGGGAGUAAUAAUGUUCCUUCCACACUUAAGAGGACGGCUCCCAAAAGGACACCACCUAGAAGUCGUCUUCCGACUUUCCGGGUGCAAUGUACAGCUGCGAGCGUCGGGUAUUCGUCCAGCGGCAAGUCUGCGGCCAGCGAAGUGGCGCAGGGCUCGAGUCCUGCAACUUCGAGUUCUGAUUUGACGCAUGCUGGACCCAAAACAAGUGAUUAUGCGACAACAGGCAUUCUGACGAAGAACUUGAAGAAAGUCAUCGUCACAAAUUCGUCUCAUCUGCUGCUUCCGUUCAAAGGGCCUACAUCGUCAGACCAGCCUUGGAUCGAGGCCCCGGAAAGUUCUUUGGCAGCAGCGAGCAAAGAAAGUCUUCCCUCAUCUGCACCGAUUGCAGCCCAGUUCAGCUACUCUUUAGCGCCACCUGCGAGCAACAGCUGCUCGCCAAUGCCGAUGCCUGGGGGGACUCGCUUGUCUGCGUUGAGCGAAACACGUGGUUUUUUGCCCGUUUCCACGUCCACAGGCUCGUCUGGUGAGGUUGAUCCACGCAAAGCAGGCAACAGCUUCUCCGCUCUACGCGUGCCGACUGCACCGAGAUCAUCCAAACAUGCCGACUCCUCCAUUGGCCUGGCCUACUCCUCGAACUCUGCACCCUCGGCGCACAGCACGUUCCUCUCGCCUCCCAAUCCUCUGCGCUUCUCCAACGCCUCAAUACAUUCUUCCUUCUCGCGCAUACUCUCGCCUGCCCUGUCAGAGAACAGGAGCAGCGCGUCUCAGCGCUUGCAGCGGACGACUACACCGUCGACUACGCCGUCCAGCGCUGCCGCUACGCCAGUGCCGCAGGCGGCCACAAAUACGCCCCCCUCCUUCUCUACUGCUGCCAGCGGCCAGAGACACUUGUUCGUGUCUCUGCAAACCGUAGGAACCUUUCGCCGGUCGAGCUCGAAGGCAGGCUUGACGGGUGCAGGCGGCAUCUCGGCACCUGUGCGCAGCACCUCGCACGCAUCUAGCGUGCCCACAUCUGCAGAUCGUGAGAAGGACCUGCCGCCGCGACCGAAAUCGGCGCUAGCGGGUUUCUUCACCAGGUCCGCAUCUGCUCGCUCGUCGAGCCCAAAACCCACGCCGGAACGCCUACGUUCACAGACCGCUCUCGGCGGCAGACUCAAAGGUCUCACAAUCCUCAGAUCGUCUUCCGCUUCUAGUUCUUCUUCUCCGCUUCCAGACUCUGUCAAUGGCCGUGGGCACCUGAGCGCUGCGCCUGGUAGGACUCCCAGCAUCGGUCAGGCUGAACAUCUGGGCGAUGUCGAAGCGAAAAGCGACUCCACGAUGCAGCUGAAGAGUAGUGGCACUGGCAAAAAAUCAUCAGGACGGACACAGAAACGGUCAGCGACACCGCCUCAGCAACAACUGAGUGAUGGAGGCGGCAGUGGCAGUGGCGACGGCGAGCGAUCUCCGCGUAGACCAGCAGAAAGCGAGCAUCAGGGGGAGUGCGAGAACGUACCCAGCUCUACAUCCAUGUUACCAGAUUUCCGCAGGCUGAUUCCGCGUCGCAAGAGCCUGCUCGAAGCCGUCUUCGAGCCAUACGCGAAGAAUGGAAGCAGUGCAAGCGAACCUGGUCACACGGCUCUGUCCGCAGAGGCCGAGCCCGAAAUCUCGGCUGGUACCGGCCUUGGCCUUGGCCUCGAGAUCGAUACGCCUCCAAGCGGCGCUGCUACUUCAACAUCUCCACCUCGCAGCUUUGCAAAGGUGGCGACCAGUGUGCGGCAUCGUGGCAAUUCUCAUAAUCUGCACGACACGCGUCCGGUUCUGUUUUCUUUGACCGUUGCAGAACUGCCAACCGAGUCGGCACUCGACGACACCAUGAGCGAUGCCAGCCAUAGCAUGGAUCACGAAAGCGUCAUCGCAGAUAAGUCGUCGCUCUCGCCUUCCUCCUCAUUUUCGCACUCCAACACGGGGCAUGCGCCUUCGCCGACAUCGAGGCGACCCUCCCAACAAGGACAUCUGCCUGCAUCUUCGCGUCGCCUCUCUUUCGGAAAGAGCGGCUAUUCGGUCUUGGACUUCGGCAACCGCAGCUCAGCACCAACAUCGUCUCGCAUGUGGUACUCAGAGCUUUCGUCUGACGAUCGAUCGGCUACGCUUUCGAGCUUCCUCCGUGGGUGGACAGACCGAGCAUCUCGCUCGCGUGAGUCCUCUGCUCCCAUCACUCCGCUGGAGCCGCUGUCUGCAGCGCCAAGCGAGAGCCAUAGUGUGGACUACAGCGUCUCUGCCAGUUUAGCGACAUCUCCGGCGCUGGAUGGAUCUGCGCUCCAAAUAGGCACCUCGGCUGGUUCGGCGAGGACCGAUGAAGAGCCGAAAAUGACCCAGCGUGUUGAUACCGCAGAGCCCAUACCGCCGCGGGCGUCAUCCAUGUUGACAUCGCGCACAAUAGAGCGUCACACAGCCUCUCGAUUGCCCGGCCUACCUCCUCCUCGCGCCCAGAUCAACGUAGCCUUCGAAGUGGGAGAGGAUCGCGCGAAAGUGGAAGGCUUUAAUCGCAAGCCAGAGCCUUUGCCCGAGGCAGAGGCCAAAUUUCGCGAGCCUACAUUCAGCAUGGCCGAUGAUGUCGAGUUUUUGAAAGCAUUAGAAGAAGUGCGUCGGCGGCACAAGGUGCGAUUGAAGCAGAACUUGCAAGCAGCACGAGACGAUAAGAGCGAAACUGCCACCCGUGCUUUGCAGCCUCGUCAAGACUCUCGAUCCCGCGCAAGUUCCGCUGAGCGCCCCUUGCCGCCCCCGCCGCAAGUGCAAAGGGCAGAACCUAGCAAGCCGCGACAACGCGCCAACAGCGCCAGUGCCAAUUUGGGUAAAUUCUUCUCUCCUCCCAUGCUAAAGAGCCUUUCCAAGGCCGCAUUCGACAAGGAGUCGGUGUUAGAGACCAUUGAGCUGUUCCAGACACCUUUACAAGUUGGUCAAGCGGCGGGCAAGUCACAGAAGGGUGCAUUUGACAAUGAUGAUGACUGGAAGAAAGAAGUCAAAGCGCUAUUUGUCAUCCGCGAGCUGGUGCAGACGGAGCGUAGCUAUGCGCGUCACUUGGAGAGCCUCAUGCAGGCAGUGCGACGCUUGUCGAAUCCUCAAAUCGCCUCCGCCAAGAAGGAUAGGCGCCUGAGUCAGUCUGAGGUGGUGGCCAGCCACAUUUUGAGCUUGCGCACGCUUCUUCCGCAACUCAUCGCAGUCAGCCGCGCCUUGGUCACUCGCAUCGACGAAGACCCGACCGCUGCUGGCGUCGGUGCAACAUUCCGUGUCGUGGCGGCACAACUAGAGGCUACGUUUGUCGGCUGGAGCUUCACGGUCACGGACAUCAUGGAGGGCCUGCGAGCCAGCGAUGCGCAGAAAAGCAAGUCCAAGGGCAAAUUGGGCAAGGUGUAUCUACUGCCUGAAACUACCAAGAACAUCAAGACCAUCCAGCAUACGCGCUCGCCUUCGACUCCUUUGUCACUGGCCUCCGCGCAGAGCGACCGCAGGGUCGAAUCUCUUGCUCUCACACGGCCCUCCACGCCUACAAAGGCGCCUUCUGCUUUUGGCGACAUCGAUUCGCCUUCGGCGGACAGCGGUCCCAGCAGCAAAGGCAUGGUCACUUCGCGGUCUGCUUCCUCGCUCGGUUUUGCGCCGCUCCAGGCCACUGCGCUUGGUCGUCGAGCUUUAGGUGCAGUGCGAAAGAACCAUGACACCCCUCCAUCGUCCCUCAAUUCGAAUGGAUUAAAAGGGCUCAGUCCGCUAGACAUCGUUAUUAUGCCUACCCAACGUAUACCCCGAUACCUUUUGCUGCUGCGGGACCUGCAAAGCAACACUCCCGUGGAUAGCCUUUCCUACCUGCGCUUAGAGAGAGCAUUAGACAUUGUCCGGCGCGUCGCCGAGCUGUGCGACGAAGCAUCGCAUAACUAUGCAGAAUAGAGCGUUGCUUGACUCUCAGAAGCUGCAACCGACCGUGCUUGUAUUCUUAAACUAUUCGACUGAGGAGCAUCUC